This is a messenger RNA of Trichomonas vaginalis G3, 768 nucleotides long. Its product is annotated as cysteine-rich secretory protein family. The transcript has a single exon. The record is from RefSeq and is a predicted model, not a curated record. NCBI's taxonomy places the organism in Eukaryota, Parabasalia, Trichomonadida, Trichomonadidae. Bases 1 to 768 code for a protein of 255 amino acids.
AUGUCUUUGAAGUUUGUUCAAGAUAAUCCAUUCAAAGGGAAACCACAUAGAAUCGUUGACCUUGAACCAAACGAAGGUCCUAAACAUGGUGUUGGCGCAGGGCCAAUUAACCCAAUUUUAAGAUUGCCUCCUCAGUGCAGGAUGAAUGGCCUAGGGCCAAAAAGAGGUAUUGGAAAGUUCACAGGAGAUACUUCAGAAAUAAGAAACCCAAUUCAACCCUCAAGAGUAGUAUCAAAGGAACCUCCUCGAGUAGAUUUUUCAUCAAACUUACAACCUCAUAAAGGUCCAAAGCGUGGAUUUGGUUAUGGACCUGGAACAACAGACAAUCUUCCAGGUCCAAAGCGUGGUCAUGGAGCUGGCCCAGGAAUUGAUCCUUUAUCUCUUUUCGAAACAGGCAGCUCUCAGGAUGAACAACUAUGCGUAAGACUUACCAACGAAUUCCGCCAAAAACAAGGCAAACCUCCGCUGAAAUUUAUGAAAAAAUUAUCAGAAAUCGGAAUGCCUCAUACAAAGAACAUGUUAGCUCGUAAAAUACCUGUAGGACACAUUGGAUUCGACGAAAGAGCAAGGCAAAUCGCUGGUUACGCUGCUGCCGAAAAUGUGGCUUAUUGCCAAGGAUACAGCGAUCCAAUUCGAAUUUUCGUUCAAGGAUGGAUCAAUUCACCUGGCCACAGAAGAAAUUUACUUGGUGAUUACACACAUAUGGGGAUUGCCGUAGCACAUGAUGGAGAUGCAUGGUAUGGAACUCAACUAUUUGCAAGAUAUUAA